Leishmania major strain Friedlin is the source of this 1386-nucleotide messenger RNA. RefSeq lists its product as hypothetical. The record is from RefSeq and is a predicted model, not a curated record. Gene Ontology annotation, molecular function: nucleic acid binding. The coding region runs from base 1 to 1386 and encodes 461 amino acids. NCBI's taxonomy places the organism in Eukaryota, Euglenozoa, Kinetoplastea, Trypanosomatida, Trypanosomatidae. The transcript has a single exon.
AUGUUUCGCGCCGUCUACAGUAACCCGGCGGCAAACGUCCCGGCCUCGAAUUGCAUGACUGAUGGCUUUCCGCUUCUGCCGCCGCAGCGGCCGCACAGCUCAGGCAGCCAGUUGAUGCGAGGCUGCCCUCUCCCGUGGAAUGACGGGCGGACGUUGAUGUACGGCGUACCGGCAAAGAACGAAGCGAGCCUGCAGCAGGUCUCGUACUCUCGCACAUUAGGGCAGCGCUGGUCGUCCGGUUCCGCCGACAACGCCGCCCAGUGCGCCGCGGCAACCCACAGCACCGUAUGCUUUGCUUCGUGUGCGAGCGGUGCGAAUGGGAGCGCGGGCGGAUCCCCUGUGCUGCUGCAACCGGCCAUGGGUGUUCCGGCGUUUGUGACCGACAAUCAGCAGCUCCCGUCCAUGGUGGCCCAGUCCUCCCCCACGGUGUCGCGGUUGACCAGCGGCAUGUGCUCGACGAGUGAGGGCUCGGCCACGUUUGGUGCUUCUACCACGAGCGCCACGAGCUCGACUGUGGGCAACUGCGCUGCCACCGGCACGGCAGCCACGACGAACGGCUCCAUGGCCCACACGGGCACUUCCCCUGCGUUGCCAGGCUUCCAGAUGUCUGUGCCGCUUCCAACUAGCGCUAUGACCGCCGUGGCUGCGCCGCCACAGCAACCGCAGACAUGCUUCUGGCUGAGCCAUACUACGGGUGCCCUGACGCCCAUCCGGAAAGAGGACAUGAUGACUAUCAGUGACACGAGCGCAAGUACAAACACGCAUUCGUACGCUAUGCCGCCACCGCCAACGAUGCCAUCGCAGCCCUCCUCAGCCUCGGCCACGUCAGUUCCUACUUACCUGAUGGCGCCGCAGGUGUCCUCCUUCGGCGGGGCUAUGGUGCAGGCCUUCUCCGAGUUGCUCUCCGGCUCCACAGCAUUUUCGGUGCCUGCUCUGCCGCUGCCGCAACCGCCACGCCCGCCAAAGACGUUGAAUGGCUUGCAGUACCAUCUGGGUGAGCUGUAUGAGGGCUUCGUGAAGCGCUACAACCCCAACCGCGGUUUCGGCUUCCUGACAGCGACGACUCACGUUACAGUGGUUAACGAUGGCUCCAACAGCGAUAGUGCGACAGGCACGCCUAUCGCCUCUCUGAACAACACCACCACUGCGGUCCCCACAACGGGAGAAGCGGAGACCCCUAAGGAAUACCGCACGCCGGUGCACCUCGGUGACAUUUUUGUGCACCAGUCGUCCAUGCAGAUGGAGGGCUUCCGCACGCUUCCCGUUGGGGGCCGUGUGCGCUUCUGUAUUGGCUACAAAGACGGCCAGCAGACACUCCAAGCGGUCAAUGUAGAGUUGCUGCCCCAGGUGCUGCCGCCCAAUGUAGAGAUGGCGUCGUCGCCGUAG